AUGCUUCAAACAUUCAAAGUUAUAAUUAGAAGUAAUGGGAAAAAAUGCGUCGCAAGAGCUACUAUCGAUACUGCUUCACAGAGAUCAUAUUUAUUAAGAAGUACAGCUAAAGAAAUGAACUAUGAACCUCAGAGUUGUGAAUAUUUACAACACUCUUUAUUUGGAGGGAAGGACUCAGGGAUAUGCAAGCAUGAUGUAUACACUUUAUAUUUGUCGAGUGUGCACGGGAAUUAUAAUUGCAACUUUAAAGUUCUUAGUCAACAAAUUAUUUGUAAGUCAGUGCCACCUACUGUCAACAAGCUUGGUCUGAAAGAGUUAGCAGCCUAUAAUAUAAAUAUUGUGGAUGAUUGUCAAAAUCCUAUUGAGAUUCUUAUUGGGGCUGAUGUAGCUGGAACACUCAUGACAGGUGGUCGUCGUGAGUUGCCUUGUGGUCUCGUAGCUAUUGAGACCAAAUUUGGAUGGUCAGUUAUGGGACGAAUGCCGAAUACUUCGAAAAGUGAGUUUUCAUCAUCGUUCUUAGUUACAUCCUUGUUAUCUAGUGUGGAGACCAUAACAGAUCUAUGGACUUUGGACACACUUGGGAUCACUGACCCAUCAGUCAAGAAAAACCAGACUGAACUACAAGAAGCUGCUCGGUUACAUUUUCUAAAUACAGUUCGUAUAGUCGAUGAUCGUUUCGAGGUUGAUUUGCCCUGGUUGGAAUAUCAUCCACCACUAACAGACUAUUUUGACUUAGCCGAGAGAAGACUGAACAAAACUGUUAAACGUCUUAAAGUCGAGUCCAAUUAUGAAGCUUAUGGAGAUGUUUUCAAGGAAUGGCUAGAAGAGGGAGUAAUUGAAGAGGCUGAUAAAAAAUAUCAAGGGCAAGUUCUUUACCUUCCUCAUCGAGAAGUUAUCAAAAGGAAUAGCACUACAAAACUCCGACCGGUAUUUGAUGCUUCGGCCAAAGUAAAGGGAUUUCCUAGUCUUAAUGACUGCUUAGACCCAAAUCUAAUAGAACAGCUUCCGAGUAUUUUAACACGCUUUCGAAAAGAAAAGAUUGGUGUUAUUGCUGAUAUACGAAGAGUCUUUCUUCAAAUAAGUGUUUCACCUACUGAUAGAGACUUUUUGCGGUUCUUGUGGCUUGAUAGUGAUGGUCAACUGAAAGUGUACAGGCACUGCCGUGUAGUUUUUGGUGUAGCAAGUAGCCCUUUUCUUCUAAACUCUACAAUUCAACUUCACCUACAAACUGUUUUAGAGAAAAUAGAAACCGGUGAAUCCUUAAAUACGAAAAAUUAA
This is a messenger RNA of Stegodyphus dumicola, 1278 nucleotides long. RefSeq lists its product as uncharacterized. Lineage: Eukaryota; Metazoa; Arthropoda; Arachnida; Araneae; Eresidae. The record is from RefSeq and is a predicted model, not a curated record.